GACGGGGGUUGUAACUUUAUUGCGACACGUUUUCAUGCAAUGUAGCGCAGUUCAUUCCAAGUAAGUUCCAGGGAAUAGUGCUAAUUUUGUAUUUAAAUGACAGCAGUUCAACUAGACUUUUCACCUGAGUGGCUUCACGUAGUGGUCCUAAAGUUACUUUUCAGAAACUGAUCUGUAUUUUGUUUUGAGCCACUCACUGUAGCUUAUUUAUCUCAUUUACAUGACAAAUAAUCUACGCUUUUCAAGUUUCCUUUAUGUUAGGAGAACUAUUAUGGGGCUUCUAGUUAAGAGGAAUGGAUUGGAAGUGAAAUCCCAGCCAGCAUUCACUUUGGGAGCUCUUUGAAACUUUCAGGUUUAACCCGAAGCUACUUCGGGCGCACAAAUAUUUUACUUGGCCGCUAGCAUUUCAUUGACUUCUAUCGCAUAAACACAUGUAGCACACAAACGUCAUAUAUUCAGAUAAAAAUAUUACGGACUAGGCCUUCUCAUCACUUGGGAUAUGGGUUAUUACAAAUCUUCGGGUGCACUACAGAUACUUUGGGUACUUUGGGCGCAUUGCAGAAACUUAGAACGCACUUCGUGACUUUUGACACUUUCGGGGGAUAUCGUGCGUCUCCCGAUAUGUGCCCGAAGUAAAAUGCUCGCCCGAAGCUAAUGCUGGCUGGGAUAUGCGUCAUUUAUGUGACGUGAAAAUUACAACGCGUGCACUAACAAUUAAAUAAAGUAGUUUUUAAGUUGUAUUUGUUGUUAAAAUUCUAGUAAAUACGCAACAGAUGAUUAAAUCCUGUUUCCCACCAUCAAGUUGAUUCGCAUUGUUCAGCGUGUAGCAGUAGCAAAUCUAGAGAAGUGAGUUUAAAGAUUAGUCUAGUGGCAACUGUGUAGAAGAAUUGUAAAAGUAGGGAGCUGCUGCACUUUCCUGUCAUUUUAGCCAUGUACCAUGAUAUCUUUUUUGUCUGCUCUCUUUUGGAUCUAUUUAUCACGUCAUGAUUAUCUGGUGGACACUAUGUAAGUCAUUCGCUGAUAUUCGUACAAGCUAAAUAUAAGUGGUUACCUAAGCCCUUUUGCAUAAAUAUUGCCUCACUGCAAUAUUUUCUGAAUCCUCGCAUUAUUAACCAUAAACAUUUAGAGCACACGUGAGGGGGAGAUGCAGCUUAUGGGCAUAGGAACUUUACUACCGAGAAGUAGAUCGUAGCUUGAACUCAGCUGCCACCACUUAGGCCAUGGAAACCACUUACUAAAUAAGUCCUCGAGCAACAAAUGUAGCUCUAGUGCUUAAAUAUAUACUGGGUGGAGUUGCGUUACUUUUAAUGAAUCCAAUAUAUGUACUAGGUUUGACAAAUAACUUUUUAUUCAGAUCGUCAGCAAACGCAUCAGUAGCUCAUUGUCGUACGAGGUAACUGCACAUCAGCAGAAUUACAUAGUUCUCAGAAGUCCAUAUUAAUUUGUGGGUUAUCUAGGAACGUAUAUGAAGCAAAAGUAAAUCCGUGGUUUUGAUUGGUUUCGUUUUCAAAUCCAGCCCAUUUUUCAGGUCUAUGAACCAAGUUCCUCCUCCUCAAGAAUCAGCUAAUGAAGUAUACGCAGCAAAUAAUGCAGAUUCCUCAAGUCCAUUGGAUAAAGAUACCGGUAUUCUCUCAGCCAGAUGUUCAAGCAUGGUCUUUUCUUUACCACCUGCGAACAAAUAUGUUACAGGAUCUAAUGCUUCCAUUCAUAGUCUCCCUUUCGACAUACUGAUUGAAAUUUUUAAACAUUUGCCAGUUUCUGACUUACUACACAAUGUUCCAGCCGUCUGUCAACUAUGGUAUAAUGUAUCUCACACUCCUCUUCUUCGAACUCGCCUAGCCUUACGCCGUCAGAUACCAUCGGAAUUAAUUGUCAGAGCUGUUUCAAGCCGACCAAUGCUUCGAGUUCUGCGUUGCUCAGCACUUGAACAUGCUGAGUCUGUUCUUGCCGAUGCUAUUAAGCUUUGUCCCAUGCUGACUUGUCUUGAUAUAGGAUUUAGUGCUUUGAGUGAACGAGCGACAGUUAUCCUAGCAAAUAAUCUUCCGCCUACGUUACUUCAUUUAAAUGUUGAAGGAGUAAACACAAUUGAGGUUGACUUCAUCACUAUUCUGACACUAAAAUGUCCAAGGUUAGAAGCAUUGAACUUAUCCCAUUGCGUUUCAGUGUGUGAUUUAUGCGUUAAAAUAAUUUCAGACAAACUACACAAUUUACGUCGUCUCAACUUAGAUGGUGUUCUAUGGAUUACGAACGCUGGAAUUUUACAUUUGGCCAACAGUGAAGCUGUACGCAAUGGUAACCUAAGUGCUAUAUGGCUUGAUGGUUUCGAAUUGUCAAAUUCUGGAUUGAACGAGUUUAUUAUUCGCCUGAUGCAUGCUUCAAAACACAUAUCAGAUCUUGAAAAUAGUGUUUACCGUGAAUCUGAUAAUCAUAUUUUGGGGAUUCAACAGUUAUGGAUUAGUUUUUGUGAUCAUAUUGAAGAUGAGGCGAUUAAGUCUAUAGCUAACCUUUCAAAUCUUGUUGCGCUUACCCUGAGAAAGACGCAUCAAGUUUCGUCCGUUGGUUUGAGUUCAUUAUUUACCUCCGAAAGCCCCAAUCAUUUAAGCCAAAGACUAAGUUUGAAAUAUCUUGAACACCUGGAUUUAAGUGAAGCACCUGGUGUUAAUGAUUCGGUAGUGUUGGAUAUUUGUAACUGUUGCGGUAAUUAUUUACGAUCGCUCAGCUUAAACUGGUGCUGGGAAGUAACUGAUAUUGGGGUUGACCAAAUUAUUGAUACAUGCUUCUCUUUGCGUCAGUUAAGCCUUAUUGGAAAUUCCACUAUACAAGGGAGAGCUUUUUCUAAGAUCCCACUAAAAGUACUCCAUUUAGCGAUAUUAAAUCUAACUCAAUGUAACCAUAUUGCAGAUAAUGUGCUUGAAACACUUGCACUUAAAAUGCCAAAUUUAUUUGUGUUUGAUUACUUUGGUGAGCGUGUCGGUGGAGGACUGAAUGAUAUUUGCCACUUUGAUGUUUCUAGAGCAUUGAAUAAAGUGCCAAUAUGUACUGAUUGAUUAAAUAUUGUGAAUCUACAUUGAGUGACUUAAGAAGUACUAUUUUACACUAACUCUACUAGUUGUGAUUCUUACGAAUUAACUGUGACAAUUGCAUAAAAAAAAUAGUUAUCAGAAGGAUUUUUAGUUGUAUAAAAGAUUGAUCAAUUCCAGUUUUUGCCACUAAUUUUUCUGUUAUAUACAGGAAUACAUUUAUCGCCAACUUAAUAUACAUUGAUGAAUUAGACUUAAUUUUUAUUUUCUAGACUUUUUCCCCCGUAAAUUUAGCAAUGUGCAAAUGCAUCAAGGUCAUAUUCGAAAACAAGUUUUUGUUGUUAAUGUUAUUAAAACAGAUUAAUUAUCAAUCUAGUUUUGAAUAUUGUACAAUUUAGUUAGAAGAAGUAAUACUCUUUUGCAGUUGAAGUUUACAUGACUAACUUGUUUUGUGUAGUUAACAUUUUCUAUUUCAUUUUUAAGUUUGACAAUUAUUUGUAAUUUGUAUCUUCUGUGAUUUAUGUUUCAGCGCUUUCUAGAGCUAUUAUGCAUAAUAAUAAUAAUGAUAAUAAUAGUGUUUUUACCCAGAAAAAAUUCAUAUUGACC
Heterobilharzia americana is the source of this 3626-nucleotide messenger RNA. The record is from the annotation of a GenBank genome assembly. Lineage: Eukaryota; Metazoa; Platyhelminthes; Trematoda; Strigeidida; Schistosomatidae.